AUGCUAUCCUACAAGAUACUUCUUUUAUCUCUUACACUUACUGCGAUAAUAUGCAGCAGCACAAUAUAUAGCUCAGAAAGUGAAGAAGAGAGUGUUUCUGAAACAAUUAUGCCAACACAAUUGAAAAAUAAAGGGCUUAAGAGAGUCAGUAAAGCCAGCAGAACAUCCUCUAGCAAAGUGUUUGUAACUGAUGCAGAUAAAGAAAGAGUCUCAUCUAGCAAAGAUACAAAUACUUCAAGCAAGCCAGUCAUACAAUCGAAUAUUUUGAUCCGUAAACCAGUCUGUAGCACUUCUUUUGUUUCCAGUGCAGAUAGAAAUGAGAGCCAAAGUGAUUUGUUCAUUGAAAGGCUGCAGUUCCUAAAAGAACAGCGCGUGUUUGAGCCAAUAAUGAAAAACAUACACUCAAUACUAAACCCAACUACCAUGAUGCUCUAUACCAACUUCUUCGAUGCGUCUUUUAUGUCUGUUCUUAUUAUGGACACGAACUACAAGAAGAACUACAUUCUGCUCAACUAUACAAGAGGCUCUGAUCUAGAGAAACCCAAUAACCCGGAUGAUCCAUUAAAUCUAUUCAACCCCAUGAAUCCACUGAACAUAUGGGAGGCUCCUGACCACCGAGCCGAGUCUACUUUCAAAAUAAAAUUUAAAAGAGACGGAAAAGAGCUAACUUUUGAAAUAGACUUAAAAGGAAACGGAAGUAAAUAUGCUGCCAAUCCUGAUAAAGCCAUGCAAAUCAUCAAUCCCAUGUAUCUUUUAAACAGCGGUGCGGAUAAGAAUAAAGUAUUAGCAUACUUCAAACAUGGCUCUGAUGGGAAAAGCCGUAAAACCGAGUAUAAAAUAAACUCAGCAGAACUGCACAAGAUAUUUCAUCUCAUAUGA
Messenger RNA from Nematocida minor, 879 nucleotides. RefSeq lists its product as uncharacterized. The transcript has a single exon. Lineage: Eukaryota; Fungi; Microsporidia. Bases 1 to 879 code for a protein of 292 amino acids. The record is from RefSeq and is a predicted model, not a curated record.